This is a messenger RNA of Acanthosepion pharaonis, 480 nucleotides long. Lineage: Eukaryota; Metazoa; Mollusca; Cephalopoda; Sepiida; Sepiidae. The record is from the annotation of a GenBank genome assembly.
AUGAUUAAAAGGAUGCGUCAGCUGGAAGAAGAGAAAGAAAUGUUGGAACAAGGAAUGGAGGUUGUAGAAUCUGCCAGACUCUGGUACCAGAAACAGUUAUCAUCUAUUAAUGAUAAGCAGAAACUCGCUGCCUGGUCAUCGUUUAAUGAUUCUUCAUUAGAAGCAAGUCAAGAGAGAAUGAAUUUUCAGAAAACUAGAAUUGGUGAAGUCAAUCAACAACUGAAAACACUGAUUGAAAGUUCCGAGAGGGGAUUUCCAUUGCACAUGAACCUUGCCAUCAGUAAUACCGGUCAUCCUUUGAUGUUGGAAGAUAACUGUGUGAAAAUGUUGAAGGAACAAAACAGACAACUUACAGAGGAAAUCUCUACAAAAUGUGAUAAAAUCACUCAACUGGAACAAGAGAAGACAGCACUUAUCCGUGAAUUAUUUGAAAGUCGAUCUCGAAACAAACCUUCCCUUGAUGACACUACCUUUAUGUGA